AUGAGCUCAAAUCAAAAAUGUCGUGUAUACGUCGGCAACCUUUCGUGGAAGGUUAGAUGGCAAGACCUUAAGGACCACCUUAAACAGGCUGGGAAGGUUUUACGGGCUGAUAUAAUCGAGGACUAUGAGGGAAGGUCUAAGGGCUGUGGUCUUGUCGAAUUUUCCACUCCUGAAGAGGCUAUGACAGCAAUUAAAGAGCUGAAUGAUACAAUGUUGAUGGAUCGACGUAUAUUUGUUAGGGAGGAUAGGGAAGAGAAUGGCACUUAUUCUCAGAGGAGGGAUAAGGAUUUUAGGUCUAAGCAGGAUAACGGUUAUGAUAGAAACAAUUCACGCGAUGGAUAUUCGAAGGGAAAUUACAGUAACGAUGGAGUGUGUGUUUACGUUACAAAUCUCCAAUGGAGAACACCAUGGCAUAGUCUAAAGGACCUGUUCAAAACCUGCGGUGAUGUCAUCAGGGUUGAUGUAUUGACAUAUGAUGACGGCAGGUCAAAAGGAGUGGCUAGAGUUAUUUUUGGAGAUGAAGCUUCAGCUAGAAAAGCAAUUUCUACGUACAACGAUUACCUUGUAGAUGGGAGGAGGAUAAACGUGAGAUUUGACAACGAGAGGCCCCCUCCAAACAGUAGCACCUAA
Molecule: messenger RNA, 630 nt
Organism: Babesia microti strain RI
Lineage: Eukaryota; Apicomplexa; Aconoidasida; Piroplasmida; Babesiidae
Product: RNA recognition motif. (a.k.a. RRM RBD or RNP domain)
Exons: 4
Coding region: 1-630 (209 amino acids)
Cellular component (GO): nucleus; cytoplasm
Molecular function (GO): mRNA binding
Source: RefSeq, a predicted model, not a curated record